Molecule: messenger RNA, 966 nt
Organism: Fusarium fujikuroi IMI 58289
Lineage: Eukaryota; Fungi; Ascomycota; Sordariomycetes; Hypocreales; Nectriaceae
Product: probable mitochondrial phosphate transport protein MIR1
Exons: 4
Coding region: 1-966 (321 amino acids)
Biological process (GO): mitochondrial phosphate ion transmembrane transport
Cellular component (GO): mitochondrial inner membrane
Molecular function (GO): phosphate transmembrane transporter activity
Source: RefSeq, a predicted model, not a curated record
AUGGCUGCCUCUACCGGUUCCACAAAGGUCGACGCCGUCGUCCAGAACAUCAAGGCUGAGACCCCCGAGAAGAAGUCUGGUCUUGCUCUCUACUCCCGAUUCGCCCUUGCCGGUGCUGUCUGCUGUUCCGUCACCCACGGUGGUCUCACCCCCGUCGAUGUCGUCAAGACCCGUAUCCAGCUCGACCCCGCUACCUACAACCGCGGUCUCGUCGGUGGUUUCCGCCAGGUUGUCCAGAAUGAGGGUGCUGGUGCCCUCCUCACUGGUGUCGGCCCUACCUUUGCCGGUUACUUCCUCCAGGGUGCUCUGAAGUUCGGUGGUUACGAGUUCUUCAAGCAGCAGUGGAUCGACGCUCUCGGCUACGAGACCGCCUCCAAGAACCGAACUGCUGUCUACCUUGCCUCUUCCGCCACCGCUGAGUUCUUCGCCGAUAUCGCCCUCUGCCCUCUUGAGGCCACCCGUAUCCGUCUCGUCUCUGAGCCCACCUACGCCAGCGGUCUCGUCUCUGGCUUCGGCAAGAUUGUCAAGAACGAGGGUGUCGGUGCUCUCUACGCCGGAUUCGGACCCAUUCUCUUCAAGCAGAUCCCUUACACCAUGGCCAAGUUCGUCGUCUACGAGAAGGUCUCUGAGGCUGUCUUCCGCAAGUUCCCCAAGAAGGACCUCUCCGACGGUAUGCAGACCGUUGCCAACCUUGGCUCUGGUCUGAUUGCCGGUUUCGCCGCCGCCAUUGUUUCUCAGCCCGCCGACACCAUGCUUUCCAAGAUCAACAAGACCCAGGGUCUCCCCGGUGAGGGCACUGUCUCUCGUCUCAUCAAGAUCGGUAAGGAGCUUGGUCUCCGUGGUUCUUACUCCGGUAUUGGUGCCCGUCUCUUCAUGGUCGGUACCCUCACCGCCGGUCAGUUCGCCAUCUAUGGUGAUCUCAAGAAGGCUAUGGGAGCUACAGGUGGUGUAGAAAUCGCUGCUUAA